Molecule: messenger RNA, 1631 nt
Organism: Boeremia exigua
Lineage: Eukaryota; Fungi; Ascomycota; Dothideomycetes; Pleosporales; Didymellaceae
Exons: 1
Coding region: 477-1448 (323 amino acids)
Source: RefSeq, a predicted model, not a curated record
UUUGGCAGACCUUUCCUCCCAUCUCACGCUCGAUCAAGUUACGUCGAGCGGGGAAAGUGAAUACGAGCCAUAGGGUCCCGAAUGCGUAAGCUUGACACGAGCAAGGUACACGACCAGCUUGAAUCUACAUCGAUGCACCUUGCGUAUUGAAUUCUCAUCCGGACUUAGCGGAUCUGAGCAUCUCUGCGUGACGGUGUUCGAUACCUCCGCAAGAUACUGUUAUGGACUUAAGCGUGUCAUUCUGGGCUAAACUCCGUUCGGGGAUAUCGGUGCUUGUUACAACGUACAGACCACCAUAGAACGGAGAUUCUGCGAAGGCCUUACAAUGCUACUUUCACAUUAGUACCAUGGGACGGCGUACUCGAUGCACGGGCUGAGCUGCUACUAUAAAGACAUUAAGAUUCGCGUUGGUACGACAACUACGCUCACGCAUACAAUUUCGUUCUACGAUCCAGUCAGAGCUACAAUACCUCAGCAUGGCCUCGUCGAUCCACAAGAUCGCCAUAGUCGGAGUUACUGGAACCAUAGGAACAUACAUCACCCAAGCCUUGACAGCCAAAAACCGCUUUGCCAUUACCGCCAUCUCGCGUCAUGAUUCCAAAGCGGAGAUCCCGGCCAACGUCCAGAUCGCGCGCGUCGAUUACAGCGACCACAAAUCUAUUACCGAAGCCCUCAAAGGGCAUGCCGCUUUGAUCAUCACGACCUCUGUUUGGGCACCAAAAGACACAUCCGCAAAGCUCAUCAAGGCAGCUGCAGAUGCCGGCGUAUCUUGGAUCCUUCCAAACGAGUUCGGUAUGUACAAUACCGAUGAAGCAGCACAGGAUACGAUUGGUUCGGGCAAGAGAGAAGAUCGAGAAUUGAUCGAGUCAUUGGGCGUGUCGUCCUGGAUCGGCAUCAGCUGCGGUUUCUGGUAUGAGCACUCGCUCUCGAAUGGGGAGCUCUACGGGAUCGAUACCAACAAGCGCAAAGUCACCUUCUUCGAUGACGGAACACAAAAGCUGAACACAUCCACAUGGCUGCAAGUUGGUCGCGCAGUUGCGGCACUGAUGUCGCUACCAAUUGGCGUGGACAACGAAACGGAUGCUCGCACAACGUUGAGUUCGUACCGAAACAGCAUGGUGUAUGUUUCAUCCUUCGGGGUGAGCCAGCAGGACAUGUUCGAGUCAGUGAAGCGGGUGACUGACACCACCAAUGACGACUGGAAGAUAACGUCGGAGCCGGCAAAGGAGCGUUACGAAACUGCAUGUGAGAACCUGAAGAAAGGUGACCGCACCGCCUUUGCCCGCAAAUUGUACGCUAGAUACUUCUACGAAGAUGCAGGUCUGUUUGAGAAGUCACACCGCUUAGACAAUGAGAGACUGGGGUUGCCGCAAGAAGAUCUGGAUGUAUUUACGAAGGAAGCCAUCGAACUGGCGCAAACCGAGUUCUGGGCAAAGUAUGGACAGUAGACCUGUAUGUACAAAUCAUAUUAGGAACACCUUUAGGAUGCCCCACUGCUGCAUGUCCGCCACCUCCCAGACACCUUGGCAUUUUGGAUCCAUGUGGUAUAGACCGCGUUUGCUUGAUUGAAGUGAUCAAGACUUGCAAGUAGCUCAUCACUAGGAUUACAGAAUGUUGUGGCUUGAUCAGCU